AAUAAUUAAUUAAAUGCAGCAAUUUCAAUCAAACUAGUAGUAGUAGGUGAUGGUAGUGUAGGCAAAACUUGUAUUUUAAUCAGGUAAAUAUAAUUGAGUUUAUGAUAGAUUCACUUAAAAUAAGUUUCCUACAGACUAUGUACCAACUAUAUUUGAGAACUAUUGUACAUAAAUAUAAUAUGAGGAUAAAAUGGUAAAUCUUAACUUAUGGUAUUUUCAAAUAAUUAUUUAAUAAUAAAGGGAUACAGCUGGACAAGAAGAAUAUAAACAAUUAAGAUCUAUUAGUUAUCCAUAAAGUGAUGUCUUUUUAAUUACAUUUUCAGUAGAUGAACCAAGUUCAUUUUAAAAUGCUUUAAAAAAAGUAACCAAAUAUAUCUAAAUUAUCUAAGUGGUAUCCUGAACUUUAAGCAGAUUAACCAAAUGUUCCUAAAAUUUUUAUUGGAAAUAAAAUUGAUAUGAGACCAACAGAAAAUGUAAACUUGGAAAAAUUCGUGACAUAUGAUAUUGCUUAAAAAGUUAUUUCAGAUUAUGGUUGCAAAUAUAUUGAAUGUAGUGCACUUAAUGGAACAAAUUUAAAAUAAAUUUUUUAAGAGGCUGUCAAACAAGCUAUAAAAAAAAAAUUCCCUUAAUAAACAUCUCAAACUUAAGGGACUUCUAAACCUUAAGCUGGUGCUUAAAGGAAGUCAAACUCGAAUGAAAAUGCUGAUGCAAGUGGAAAAUGUUCAAUUCAGUGAUUACAUCAAAUAAACA
This is a messenger RNA of Paramecium sonneborni, 750 nucleotides long. The record is from the annotation of a GenBank genome assembly. Lineage: Eukaryota; Ciliophora; Oligohymenophorea; Peniculida; Parameciidae.